GGCAGAUUUGGCUCCGAUGGUUUCAACUUCCCAAAGCCAUGGCCAUUGCCAUGUCGCUCAUGUUGCUCCAUCUGAGUAUCUGCGUUCCAGCGGAUGCAUGGGCUCACGGCCAUAGUGGUCAUGCUGGCCAUUCCUACGGCUCACGUGGCUCGCAUGGAUGGGGCAGUGGCUCUGGUGGUGAUUCUUCGGGCUGCUGGUCAUCAUUGCCUGUGCCUGCCUCAAAUGCGAGCUGACACGAGCCUACAGUGGGAACGAGACUCAUGGAUAUUUGGUGGUCCCGGAGAUUUUCUGCUGCGAGAGGGCCCCUGUGAUGGUUCCAUGCGCUGGCCCCAGCAAGUCGCACUACUACUGUGCGCGAGUUUGGCUGGCGGUGCUUCUGCAUGGCACACACGCGGCGGCAACCUUCGUGCGCGUGGAUGAUCGGCAGUUUCCACCGAAAGCAGAGUUUCAGGUUGCUUUUGUGGCUCCUGAAGGUGAGCAUGGCGCACCUUUCUUGCAGGUGGAGGGAGAUGGGCAGAUUUUGCUGCUUUCAGCGGCAGACAUGUUUGAUGGCCAGUUUUACCAGGUGGCUCCAGGCGACUUCAUCGGCUUCGCCCCUACUACGCGGCAGGACGUCCUUGAACAUAUUCGCACCCGAGUCUCUUUCGUCCCUUCUGCCCCGGCGGUACAGCCAAACCAGACGGGCGGCUGCAGGAUUGCCUAGGCAUACCUUUACAAGUGUCGUGGUCAAAACAUUGAUUGUGAG
Molecule: messenger RNA, 745 nt
Organism: Effrenium voratum
Lineage: Eukaryota; Dinophyceae; Suessiales; Symbiodiniaceae
Source: the annotation of a GenBank genome assembly